AUGCGCGAUCCUCGGCAGUAUGAAGAACGGAUCUGGGAGCGAUGUCUGGCGACAGGCGAAGCACACGAAAACGUGGUCGUCAGCAUUAAGAGCUCCAUGGAACCAAGACUCCUGGAGCACCUUGCGCACUACGAGUUCCGCUCCACUGUGGAGGCGGUGACGGAAACGCGCUUGCAGGAGGAAAUCAAGCGCCGGGCUGGCAGCCUGAUGAAUGACCACGUCCCAGAUGUGGCCAAACUCUUCGACGACAAUCUGAAGAUGGACAUGAAGGUGCAGGACAUUGGCGCCCGCAUCGCGAAGUAUUUCAUGGACUUCGACCGCAUUGUCGACGUGCAUGGACUGGGUACCUGGGUGGGUCGAGGAGCUGUGACUGACGCGGCUGGGCGUCAGCGCGUGAAGACCCGCUGCAAGCUGCUGAUGACCAACUUGUUCCCAGCCGUGUUGCGUGUAGACAUCGAGCGACUUGUUGCCGUCACGCACCAGCAGGCGAAACAUGAUGAUGUAGCUUUGUAUGAGCUGAUCGUUUGCAGGGCGAAGAGUCAGCAGCAUUAUCACUCCAUGUAG
Messenger RNA from Phytophthora sojae, 564 nucleotides. RefSeq lists its product as hypothetical. Bases 1 to 564 code for a protein of 187 amino acids. The transcript has a single exon. NCBI's taxonomy places the organism in Eukaryota, Oomycota, Peronosporomycetes, Peronosporales, Peronosporaceae. The record is from RefSeq and is a predicted model, not a curated record.